CGUACGCGUACUAAAUUUAGACGGCCCCGCCAAAGUAGUUGGACGCGUAACGACGACUACGGCGACGACGACUACGACGACGACGACGACGGCGGCGACGGUAGCGGCGACGGCGACAGCGAUAGCGCGCGCAGUCAGUGACGUUACGGGGAUCCCUUCUGGUGCACACACGGUCCGCGGUCCGCUCAUUCGCUCCGUCUAUAGUUCGAAUAAUAAUAAUAAUAAAACUCACCGCGCGCGCCGCUGCACGGUCAGUCACUCAAGCUACGUAUUAUUAUUAUUAUCGUCACUCACUCGAGCACACGCGCGCCACCGCACCACACGUUGUCACGCGAACAUGUCGUCCGGGUGCUAGUCAUCAUCGCUGUCUGCUCGCUUGUUUGUUUGUUUGUUUGAUAUUUUGUUUUAAUAUAUAUAUUUUUUUUUUUCGAAAAAUAAAUUUUUUCCGUUUAACUUUUUAUUUCAAAAGUUUCGUCUCGUUGCGCGAAUUUUUUCUCUCGCAUCCCCCCGACAACUGUUCGCUCUAGUCCUCCCGACAAUUAUUUAUUUUAUUAAUAAAUAAUACCCACGUCUCGUCCUAUUACAUUAUAAUAUUAUUUCCUUCCUCGUGUUCAAUAAUAAUAAUAAUAUUCGUAUUAUUGUUAUUAUUUGUAUAAUAUCGGUCCAACGAUUUACGUACAAUAACUAUUGUCGUCGAUCGUCAUGUUGAUGUCUGGCGCAAUGACCAAUCCAGACACUAGCCUGUUGGGUACGGCCGAAGGUCUGGUCGGCAGCCUGGCCAGCCUGACCGCCGUGCCCGGCACUGGCGGCGGUGGCGGUGGCGGUGGCCAGCAAAAAGACACCACGUGGACCAAGCUGUUCGUCGGCGGACUGCCGUACCACACCACUGACAAGUCGCUCAGGGAUCACUUUGCCGUGUACGGUGACAUCGAAGAGGCGGUCGUCAUCACCGACAGACAGUCCGGCAAGAGCAGGGGCUAUGGAUUUGUGAUAAUGGGCGACAGACCCGCAGCCGAGAGGGCGUGCAAAGAACCUAACCCAAUCAUCGACGGGCGGAAGGCUAACGUAAACUUGGCCAUACUGGGAGCAAAACCUCGAGGAAAUUUACAGCCAGCGUUUGCUUUUCCAAGUAUAAGAGCUGGAUACUCUGCUGUGAUACCUAGCCAAUUUGGGGUGCAGCCCAGCUACCUGUACCAAGCCGGUCAAGCGGCCAGCGCGGCGUACUUAGGCGGCGGCGGCGUCAUGCCGCUCGCCCCGACGCAUGCCGCAGCGAUGGCCGCGGCCACGUCGCAGUUCUACGAGUACCAAAACGCCGCCGCUGCCGCAGCAGCAGCAGCGGCUCUGUCGUCCUAUCCGUCGCAGUACGCCGCCGCAGCCGCAGCGGCUGCAUCGUUCGACCCGUACACAUCAGCAGCAGCAGCAGGAGUCGCCAACUACGCCACGCCGUAUUCCUACGCGGCACUGCCCAGCAGUACUGCCGGUCUGCCGACAGCCGCGAGCUCGGCCAGCGCGUUCACCGGCCUGUCUCCGUACACAGCAGCUGCCGCACAACAAGCGGCGUCGCUGCAAGAAGCUCGAUUACAGUAGCAUUGUCAAUUCAAAGCAGCCCGUGCCCUCCGUCCUAGAUUACGAAUUUUUCAAAGUCAGGGACAUCGGUAGUGUGUCGUCGUCAAUGUCGACAGGCAAACAAAAACAUUAAAAAAAAAAAAAAAUUUUAAUUAAAUAAACCUUAGGAAUACGUUCGAUUAUUAUUAUUAUUGAUAACAUAAAACAUAAUACUAAUAUUAAUUGUAAAAUAAUAUAUCAUAUUAUUUAUAUAUAUAUAUACAUAGAAAAAAAAAAAAUGAAAAAAAAAAUUACAUCGUCGUCAAAAACGAAAAUGUCUACAGCUGCAGCUUACCAAAAUAAUUGUAUAAUCAUUAUUAUUAUUAUCAAAUAAUAAUAAUAAUAAUAAUGAAUACCUUAGACUUUAAGUAUAAUAUAUUAUAAAUAGAUAAUAAUUGUAAUAAUAUUAUAAAUUGUCGUGUAGUAUUUAGGUAGUGGCCGUCAUCGCGAAUACGACCGCGGUAUAAUAUUGUGCAUUAAAAAUUGACUCAAACGCGCGCAUUUGGGAUUUUUGUCCAUGUUUUGUUUGUGGACGAUGGUGCAGUCUAUCACUUAUUAUAUUACUGAAUUAUAAAUAUACCGCGUAGAUAAAAGUGAUGUCUACAUGAAUUCCACUCGCGUAUUAAUGUACUAUGAUGUUUGUGUUUUUCGCUCAGUCGAUUUUCGCCCUUCGGAAAAAAAAAACGAAAUCUGCAAACGCGGCUAUUUGAAGUUACAUUUUUUAUACAUCGAUACCGACAUACCGUUACCAAUUUAUUACCGCGACCGACGCGAAGUAUUGUAACAUUACCUGAUUUACCUAUACGAAUAUUAUACGAGCCUUUAUUAUAUACAGGUUACGACCGUGCAAUCGCAUCUCGAGCGCAUAAAUUAUGUAUUAUUAUUUUGUUUAGUUCAAUUUUAUUUUAUUCAAUUUUAUUAUAUAUUUUUUUUCGAUUAUUUAUUCAAUUUGUAUCUACAAAUUAUUGUUUGUUUAAUACUUUAGAUUUUAAUUUAUUUUAUAGCGAUCGGAAAUCGUAGUAGUUAUCCAUCACGUUAAUCCUAGACAAUUAUUUUCGGGGCAAUUAAAAGUCGAAACAUUAAAGACGUAUAUUAUCUAGAUAUUAUAUUUUAAUGAUUAUAAAUGGGUUCAGUAAUAUACAUUUUGUGCCAAACAUUGAAAAUAUUGGGCAGUUUAAAUGUGAUAUAUUUGAUAAAUUAACUAGCAACUAUCCCAAAGCAAAAGUGCAAAUAAUUAUAAUAUUAUGUGCAAAAAACCCAUGGAUUAAAUUAUUUAAAUUAGUCAAAAACCUAUUGAUUGGUAGAUAUAACAUAUUAUACGUGGAAAAGAUUGAUGUAUCGAAAUUAUAUAACUUAUAUUAUACGAUAAAAUAUAUCAUAAUUAAUUAAAAAUAAUAUAUAUAAUAUAUAUUAAAAUAGCCAUCCAAUUCUUAAUAUAUUAAGUGGUUAUUGUUUUAUUAUAUAAAUAAAAAAAAAAAAAUUGAAACAACUAAAUAACUUUUUUAACAUAUAAAUUACGAUCACGCGUACUAUAAUAAUAUUAUAUUAUAAUUAAUAUGUUUUUAUUUUUAUCCGUAUAAUUACUAUCGUAAAUAUAUUUAUUUAAAGAAUUAUCAAUAACGAAUAUAAUAUAUUAUAUUAUAUAUUAUAUAUGCCUAGUCUAUAAUGUAAUUUUAUUUUUUGUUUUACAUUUUAGGUUAGUAUAUUAUAUUAUUAUAAAGAAUUUAUAUCAUAAUUUUAAUAACAGCCACGCAUCUCUAGUCAUGUGUACAAUAAGAUUAUUAAUCAAUUUUAAUUUUAAGAGAAAAUAUUAUUAUAUAUGUUUAUAAUUAUUAGUUAACUUAAUAUUAUUGUAACGCAUCUAUACAUUUGUAUAAUAAUGCGGAUAAACGUAUAUUAUACGUCAUAAAGUACAUAUUAAAUAUAUUAUUAUAAAUAGGUUUAUUUUAUACAUGUUUAAUAUUUCUAAGGUGAUAUUUAACGUCAAAUCUAUUAACCAAGCACAAGGUAAAGUAAUCAAUUUUUAUAAAAACAAUAAUUAUUUACGAACAUUUUUCUCGAUUUAUAUAAUGAAAUAGCCAGAGGCAACAAUUUUCCAGAUUAUGUAUUAUACAAACAGAAACACUCCUUUCCGGGUAGCUCCGUUAAAACUCAUCAGUGAUUUUUUUUUAUAAUUAAUAUACGAGCUUACGUUUAAAAAAGAAAUUACAGGAAUUUUGUUUUCUAUUUUGAGCAUUUAUAGAUAGUAAUAAUAUUUUAAACUGGUGUCACCUUCUCAUCAUAUUGUAUAAUAUUUCUUAUUUUCUUCCCGUAUAUUAUAUGAUAUUAUCUAUACAUAAAUAUAUAUAAAACAAUCAAGCUUUUAGUUCGUUUUUUACUCUAUGUAACACACACUUACGAUGGAUAAAACUCUAAUUUUUAUAUAUAUGUAAAAAAAGACUGAUGAUUGUUUUUUUACACUUAGAGCCAGUUAAAUAUUAUAAUGAGUGUUUUUUGUAGCGUCUACGUAGAGCGAUGUCGACCAGAUUAAAAUUAUAAUUCCAUUUUUAAAUGUAGUAGUAUUGUAUAGUAUUUUUCUAAAAGCGGGGUAAAUAAAUCGAAUUUGUUUUAUCGUAGAACAAAAUUAACAUUUUUUUACCGUGGUUUACCUAUACUUGUGUAAACCGUGGGCACGAUUGUCCAUAAUAUUAUGUCAAUAAAUAAUAGUUAAUAUUAUAAGUGUGAGAUUUCCCCUCGCGUAAGCCGUAAGCGAUAAUAAUGUAUAUUAUUGAAAAUUAGGCACUUAAUCGAUUUCAAAAAACGGGUGUUUGAGCCCCGCCACCUCCACUCCGGUCCAAUCAACACUAUAAAUUACCUGUACCAUAUAAUAACAUUAUAUUAACAUAAUAUACUUCCAUGAUAAAAAACAAAUUUAAAUGUACAAAGUAAAAAUUAAUUUAUUAUAUAUGUUCAAUCUGGUGUGCCUUGUAAAUUACAUUAAAGUAAAUAAAAAAUAAAAAAAUAAGAAUAAUAGAUGUAUAUUUUGAUAUAUAAAAAAAUUAAGUAAAAAAAAAAAAAAUCGAUAACAUUGACGUUCAUAUUAUUAUGUGUACAUGAAAUUUUAUUGUUAUAUCGUUGUGUUAACUACGAUAACGAUAAUAAUAAUAUAAACAAUAAUAAUUAUACUCGGUAAUCUGACAGAUUUCAUAUUAUUUUUCGACUAUAAUAUUGUACAUAAUAUAAUACUAACUGGAUGAAUAAAAUAUGACGUGUUUUGUGUACUUAACGAUUUUUAAAACAGAACUACGAUGUAUAAACAUAUCGAAGUUAAUUUUUUUAAUGAAAAUUUAAUUAAAUAUAAUAUAAUUUCACACGGUUACUAUUAAUGUUAAAAUUAAUAAGAAUUUUUUUAAAAAAAAAGAAAGAAAAUGUAGUACCUAGUUAUUGUUGGCAAAAACCUAAUAUUACAUAACCAACGGUGAAGCUAGUCAUAUGGGAAAUAUUCCGGUGCACCAUAUUUUUAAAAUUUAAUGUACCUAUUUAACGUUGUAUGAUAUAAGGAUAUUAUUAUUAUAUUAUAAAAUUAUUUAAAAAAUGAUUAGACACGUAAGCUUAUACAUUAUAAUGUGGUGAUCAAUUAUAUCACAUUAGUAUAAUAUAUUAUAUAUAUAUAUAUAUAAAUUCGAUGGAAUUUAGUCAAUAUUAAUGGUUAAUUUUAAGACAUAGUUGUAUAAAUAAAUUAAAUACAUGUUUAAAAAUUGA
Molecule: messenger RNA, 5346 nt
Organism: Aphis gossypii (cotton aphid)
Lineage: Eukaryota; Metazoa; Arthropoda; Insecta; Hemiptera; Aphididae
Product: RNA-binding protein 24-like
Exons: 5
Coding region: 703-1587 (294 amino acids)
Cellular component (GO): cytosol
Molecular function (GO): RNA binding
Source: RefSeq, a predicted model, not a curated record